Messenger RNA from Eruca vesicaria subsp. sativa (arugula), 672 nucleotides. The record is from the annotation of a GenBank genome assembly. NCBI's taxonomy places the organism in Eukaryota, Viridiplantae, Streptophyta, Magnoliopsida, Brassicales, Brassicaceae.
AUGAAUAAAUCCUCCCAAGUGAUUGAGUUUCUCUUCUUGGUCGAGCAACUCGUCUUUGCACGCAACCUCAUCGCAUGUCUUGUCCCAUUAGAUGAUAGGUACAUGGCCAACAAAGUUGUUGAGUGUCUAAGUAUCUUAUGCAAUCAAGAUUACUACACAAGGCACGUUCGCCAUAACCACAAAAACAAUGAUGAGGUGGUUAUACCUUUGCUCAAAAAAAUAACUGACAGUUAUCUAACCCUCAGAUACAUCAACGAGAACUGCGAAACUCUUCUCGUUGGAGUGACCAAGAAUUUGAGCGAUGUCUGGAUUCGAGCUUUCGAUGAUAUAUACGAGAAGGGAACCCCUGUAAGGGUGAGUGCUCCAAAAGUAAGGGUGCCUGCUCCAGCUGUUAAAGAAGAAGCAAAGGCGGCCGGGACGGAGACGGAGAGGGCGGAGGCCGAAGAAGAGGUGACGCAAGCUGAUUAUAGGACACUGUUUCUGACGUUUUCCAAAGGAUAUUCGAUUUCUGAAUCGGAGGUUAGGGUUUACUUCAAUAGGAAGUUUGGUGAAGUAAUAGAAACCAUAGUGAUGGACGAAGGGAAAGAGAAUAAACAGCCCUUGUUUGCGAGGAUGGUGUUGAAGAUGCAGUAUGCCGCAUACUGUAUGCGUCAAAGAUUGAAGAGAUCGUGA